AUGGACCAGAUAUUUCACAUAAGGACCAAUCUUAUGAAUCCCUACAUAUCCUGCAAAUUUGAGUUCACUAAUGUCAAGUGUAACUCUUUGGAUGAAAAAUUCGCUGGUUUUGAAUAUUGCUUUUUGAAAUCUGUGAAUCGGAGCUAUAAGUACCUCUCUUUAAGAGCUAAUUUGUUCAAAACUCCUGUCACAAAAGUCAAAAUUAAUGUUUCUUUAUAUAAACGAUUUAAUGGCUAUAGACCUUUUAUGUAUAAUAUUACAAUAGAUGGUUGCAACUUUUUAAAAAACCCUAAAUCGAAUGCUGCAAUGAAUUACUUGUUUGGGUUUUUCAAAAAUAAUUCAAAUGUAAAUCAUCCCUGCCCGUUUGACCAUGAUAUCAUAGUAGACAAGGUAGAUACAAACUUGGCUAAUUACCAAGUCACCAAAGUUCUCCCUGUUCCAGAGGGCGACUACCUCGUAGAAACUCAUUGGAUGGCCUACGAUAUAGAUCGAGCGAUUGUAAAAAUUUAUUGUUCUGUAUCCUAG
Molecule: messenger RNA, 525 nt
Organism: Drosophila bipectinata
Lineage: Eukaryota; Metazoa; Arthropoda; Insecta; Diptera; Drosophilidae
Source: RefSeq, a predicted model, not a curated record